Morchella importuna is the source of this 804-nucleotide messenger RNA. RefSeq lists its product as uncharacterized. The transcript has 7 exons. Bases 1 to 804 code for a protein of 267 amino acids. The record is from RefSeq and is a predicted model, not a curated record. NCBI's taxonomy places the organism in Eukaryota, Fungi, Ascomycota, Pezizomycetes, Pezizales, Morchellaceae.
AUGGCUGAAGCUAUAGGACUUGCAUCGGGCAUCGUUGGCCUAGCUACAGCUGCUGUGCAGGUUACCGAAAUAAGCUACAGAUAUUAUACAGGAGUGAAGGGAGCGCCAACGGAGAUUAAGGAGCUUUUAGAUGAGCUGAACUCGCUUAGCCAGGUGCUUAACGCUCUGAAAGAUGUGGCCAAAAAGAACCCGCACUCGACGGCGCUGCAGAAGCUCAGUGAAAGCAUCAAUGGUGUCGAUGGGCCGCUCCCACAAUGUCUCGAUAUGUUAAAUGAUCUCAAGACUAAGUUGGAGCGUUCGAAGUCUGAACAGGGACGAUGGAGAAGAUUCUUGCAUCGUCUCAAAUGGCCACUUGUACAAGGGGAUACUCAGCAAUAUAUAAGUCGAAUUCAAAGACAGAGGAGUCUUUUCACUACAGCUUUGAAUAUUGAUCAUCUGUCGUUAUCGACUGAAAUCAGAGAAUCUGUAGGCAAAACGGAGAUAGCUAUCCGAGAUCUUCAAACCCAGGCGGAGGAAGAGAAAAAAGACCGCUUGGCGGAAAAACAGACCAAAAAACAUCAGAAGACUCUCCACUGGUUGCACCCUUAUGAUACGGUCACAAAACAAAUUCACAUUACUAGCAGGCGGCAUCCGAACACUGGGGGAUGGAUCUUUGAAACGCCUGGGUUUAAAGCAUUUGAGAAGGCGUCUAGUCUAGGAUCUGGAUCCCAACUACUCUGGGGCUAUGGCAUUCCUGGAGCUGGUAAAUCAUUUUUAAGCUCCUUCAUAAUCGACUAUUUCCUGGUGCACAUGGGAUGUUCUUGA